This is a messenger RNA of Arachis duranensis, 2103 nucleotides long. RefSeq lists its product as uncharacterized. The record is from RefSeq and is a predicted model, not a curated record. The transcript has 4 exons. Lineage: Eukaryota; Viridiplantae; Streptophyta; Magnoliopsida; Fabales; Fabaceae. Bases 1 to 2103 code for a protein of 700 amino acids.
AUGCCAGUCGAAUUUGAACAUAGACUUCAAACUAAUGAUGUGCCAGAGUUCAAGUAUGUUACUCCAGCAAUUGAAUCUUCCAUGGACAUUUUGGCAGUUGACAAAAAAUCCGUCAAAAAGUUCGUCGCCUUCGGAAAAUGGAUGGAGAAUUUACAGAGGAAAAAUUCGUCGGUAACUGGUAAAAAUCCGUCGUCUCUGGAUUUCUCACCCCGUCGUUCUCUCGGUCUCUCACUGUGUCCUGGCAUUCGCUUCGUCAGAAUCAGUGAAACAGCAUCUGCUCUCUCGGGUGGUGGUGGUGGUCGUCUUUUCAACCAGGUGAACUACAGUUCUCGACCCUGUUUGUCAGAUUUGAAGAGCAGCAUCUUGCAGAAGCUUGGGGUUUUUGGGAGCAAGUUUGUGAAGAAGAUCUUCUACAAGAUUCCCAUCGCUGUAGUUUCCAGCGGUGUGAUGUAUGAUACAUUCGUGUUAGCGGCUGACGAAGAUAUUAGGGUUCUGUUUCAUUGUGUAAGGAGUUUUCCUGAGGUCAGAAUACACGAGUUGUAUGCGAAGUUGGAGGUAACUCUGGAUAGUUAUGGGGCAUCGGCUCCUGUUCAUAGCUCGACUGCCGCAGGCGGUGCGUCUUGCUCGGUGCCAGCGAUCCGGCCAUCUGUUCCGCAGGUUGCCUCACCUUCCUUUGCGGCUGAUCUGGUACCAACGGUGGCAGUUCGUACUGUACGUUCCCCUAAUGAAGGGGUCAUGCAGCAGGCAUUUCUGGGGGAAUCAGGUCGUGCCACAGAUGAUGAACUUCAAGGAUUCGGGGAACCUGAUCAAGUAGAGAAUGCAAUGCGGGACGAUGACUCUGACCAGGAGCCUGUAAAUAUCUUUGGGGACAGCGAUGAUGACACCGGUGCUAAUCCACAUGCACAACAAGGUCCUUCAAGUUCCGGCAAACAGCAUUACCCUCCACACUUCUCGACGCUAAACUUGGAGGCUCUGGGUGAACACCCGGCGGGAAUUGCUACAGUUGGUGGAUCGUCAACCAAAUUUCAGAUUGGGCAAUCCUUCCAGAGUAAAGAUGAAGCUGUUCUUAGUGUGAAGGACUAUAGCAUCCGUCGAGGUGUUGAGUACCGAGUGUUGGAAUCGGACCAUUUGAAGUAUCAUGGAAAGUGCAAGGAUUUCGGCAAAAGUUGUAGUUGGCUGAUUCGGAUUUCGCUCCGAGCACGAAAGGGCACUUGGGAGGUUAGGAGGUACAACGGUCCCCACACUUGCUUAGCCACAUCUAUUUCCAGUGAUCACCGUCAGCUUGAUUACCACGUUAUCUGUGCGAGGAUUUUUCCGUUGGUUAGUGCGGAUGCUGCAGUACCGAUCAAGGUAUUGCAACAAGCAACUGAAGUUGAUUACGGCUUCAAGCCCAGUUACCGGAAGGUUUGGAAAGCAAAACAGAAGGCAGUUGCACAAAUAUAUGGAGAUUGGGAAGAGUCUUAUGCCGAGUUGCCACGUUGGAUGCUAGGAGUGGAGUUGACGAUGCCCGGGACAGUUACUGUGUUACAGAAGUCUCCUGUUAGAGUUGUGGACCAGAUUGAUGAGUCAACAGUGUACUUUCAUCGUCUGUUCUGGACAUUUUCACCUUGCGUUGAGGCCUUCCAACAUUGCAAGCCGCUUGUGAGUAUUGAUGGUACCCACUUGUAUGGCGAAUAUGGAGGCACCUUACUGUUGGCGAUUGCACAGGAUGGGAACUCAAACAUCCUCCCGAUAGCAUUCGCCCUUGUGGAGGGGGAAAAUGCCGAGUCAUGGGCUUUUUUCUUGUCCAACUUAAGAACACAUGUGACUCUACAGGAGGGUAUCCUUGUUAUCUCAGACAGGCAUAACGGUAUCAAGUCUGCACUUGAGGAUCCUGUGAAUGGUUGGCUGCCCCCACGUGCUUAUUGGGCGUACUGUAUCCGUCAUGUGGCAGCAAAUUUCAGCCUUUCUUUUAAAGGUAAAGAUGCGAGAAGAAUGCUGGUUAAUGCUGCGUACGCAAAAACUGAGGCGGAGUUCUAUUACUGGUUCGACAUCAUGCGUACAGAGAAUCCGGCCAUGUGUGACUUAAAUGGUAUGCAAUUUCCAAAUGUUGUAAUCUGGUAA